Mangifera indica (mango) is the source of this 3243-nucleotide messenger RNA. RefSeq names its product ion channel CASTOR-like. NCBI's taxonomy places the organism in Eukaryota, Viridiplantae, Streptophyta, Magnoliopsida, Sapindales, Anacardiaceae. Bases 95 to 2764 code for a protein of 889 amino acids. The record is from RefSeq and is a predicted model, not a curated record. Gene Ontology annotation, biological process: monoatomic ion transport. The transcript is spliced from 12 exons.
UCAAGAGUUUCAUGCUCGAGAAGUAAAAACCUAGUAAAACCCUAAAUUUUUAUAAUAUUCCAAAAAGUGCCAGAUCAUUUCAAACAUUCAAAUCAUGUCCCUUGACCCUGAACCUGCCCCUUCUUCCUCAAGCAGCCGCGACUGGUUCUUCCCGUCACACUCCUUCGUUCACUCCUCUCAUCGGUACACACAGAAAUACCAAAAAUACCCUCGCCGAUUCUCCACCAAUACUAGAUUGUCCCAGCCACGUCAGCCUGAUUCGAAACCCCCGAGAACGCCGUCGUUUCGCUCCGUUUCGUCAUCGAACUCCUCUUUCAAAGACUCCAACUAUGCAGGGGUUAGAAAAAGAGCGUUCUACUCCACGUACCGUGCGGAGCAGCUGCCGAAACGCGAAGAAAUCGGUGCCGAAUCUGACCGAAAUGCCGGCGUUUCGGGCGAAAAAGCCGGUGAGAAGAAUUUUGGGUUUUGGGGUCAACGGGUCCAGGUCCGGUGGCAUAUGGCGAUUUCCUUGGCGGUGGUGAUCACAGCUUUUAGUUCUUUGGUGCACAAGAAUUUCUCUUUACAUAACCAAGUGAAUGAAUUGCAGGACCAGGUCUCAAAGCUGAACAUUAGAUUACGAGCUUGUAAUUUGUUGGAUUCUAUCCAUGUCAUUAGUUCCAUAUCAGAGGAGAGUGAUGAACUUCCUAGGAAAGGCUUAAAAAACUUGGCUCUAAUUUUUUCACUGACAAUUUUGUCAAUCCCGGUUUUUAUUUUGAAGUACAUUGAUUAUAUCUCUAGAUCAAGAUCAUCGGAUAGUAUUUCAGAAGAAGUUUCUCUAAAUAAGCAGCUUGCAUACCAGGUGGACAUAAUUUUAUCAGUCCAUCCAUAUGCUAAGUCAUUGGCAUUGUUGCUUGCAACUCUACUUCUUAUUUGUCUUGGGGGUUUGGCACUCUAUGGUGUGACUGAUGAUGGCUUAGCGGAUUGCCUUUGGUUAUCCUGGACAUAUGUUGCUGAUUCGGGCAACCAUGCAAACUCUGAAGGGAUUGGUCCAAGGCUAGUUUCAGUUUCUAUUAGUUUUGGUGGGAUGCUUAUAUUUGCAAUGAUGCUUGGACUUGUUUCUGAUGCAAUUUCUGAGAAGUUUGACUCACUAAGGAAAGGAAGAAGUGAGGUAGUGGAGCAAAAUCACACCCUAAUUCUCGGGUGGAGUGAUAAACUGGGAUCACUACUGAAUCAAUUGGCUAUAGCCAAUGAGAGCUUAGGUGGAGGUAUGGUUGUGGUGAUGGCUGAACGUGACAAAGAGGAGAUGGAGCUUGACAUUGCCAAAAUGGAGUUUGAUUUCAAAGGGACAUCUGUAAUCUGCAGAAGUGGUAGCCCUCUGAUUCUAGCUGACCUUAAAAAGGUUUCUGUCUCCAAGGCGCGUGCCAUAAUUGUCCUGGCUGAAGAUGGAAAUGCUGAUCAGAGUGAUGCUCGUGCACUAAGAACAGUCUUAAGUCUAACAGGAGUAAAAGAAGGAUUGAGAGGGCACAUUGUGGUAGAACUAAGUGAUCUUGACAAUGAGGUCCUAGUUAAACUUGUAGGAGGAGAACUUGUUGAAACUGUUGUAGCUCAUGAUGUCAUUGGGCGCUUGAUGAUUCAAUGUGCUCGGCAGCCUGGACUUGCACAGAUCUGGGAAGAUAUUCUUGGGUUCGAAAAUUGUGAGUUCUACAUAGAAAGAUGGCCGACACUGUAUGGCAUGUCUUUUGAGGAUGUAUUGAUCAGUUUUCCUGAUGCUAUACCUUGUGGGGUCAAGGUUGCUUCCUGUGGUGGUAAGAUUAUCCUGAAUCCUGAUGACUCGUAUAUACUACAAGAAGGUGAUGAAGUUCUUGUCAUUGCGGAAGAUGAUGACAGCUAUGCUCCAGCAGCAUUGCCUACGGUAAGGAGGGGAAAACUGCCCAAGGACUUUAUUGUACCACAGUCUACAGAAAGGAUACUUUUAUGUGGCUGGCGAAGAGAUAUGGAAGAUAUGAUUAUGGUGUUAGAUGCCUUUCUAGCGCCUGGUUCGGAACUAUGGAUGUUCAAUGAGGUGCUCGAAAAUGAUAGGGAAAAGAAGCUUAUUGAUGGUGGUCUAGAUCUCAGCAGGCUGGUGAAUAUAACACUAGUUAACCGUGAGGGGAAUGCUGUUAUACGGCGUCAUUUGGAAAGCCUUCCUUUAGAAUCAUUUGACUCGAUUCUAAUUUUGGCCGAUGAGUCAGUUGAAGAUUCUGCCAUUCAAGCAGAUUCCAGAUCUCUUGCCACGUUACUUCUGAUUCGUGAUAUUCAGGCAAAGCGCCUUCCAUGUAGAGAGGCUACAGUAACCCAACCGAACAGAGGUAGUUUCUCACCAGGUUCUUGGAUUGGAGAGAUGCAGCAAGCUUCUGAUAAAUCAGUGAUAAUUAGUGAAAUUCUGGAUCCAAGGACUAAGAAUUUAUUAUCCAUGUCAAAGAUCAGUGAUUAUGUUCUGUCAAAUGAGCUUGUCAGCAUGGCUUUAGCCAUGGUUGCAGAGGAUCGACAGAUAAAUGAUGUCUUGGAAGAGCUGUUUGCAGAAGAGGGAAAUGAGUUGCAAAUAAGGCAAGCAGAUCUAUACCUCCGCGAAGGUGAAGAAUUGAGUUUCUUUGAAGUAUUAUUACGAGCUCGAAAGAGGAGAGAGAUUGUUAUCGGUUAUCGUUUAGCCAAUGCUGAGAGAGCUGUCAUCAAUCCUCCUUCCAAAACUGAGACAAAGAGGUGGUCUCUGAAAGAUGUCUUUGUGGUAAUUGCAGAGAAGGAAUAAACCCUACUACAACUGUUGAAUGCUUGAACAUCCUGUACUGAAUCAUAAUCGAAAGCACGGAAAAUCAUCAGCUCGAUCCAUCUUGAUCACUCACGCCAGAAAUCAACCUCAAAAAGCAUUAAACACAGCCUUUUUAUGUUCCAAUUUCUGAAUGCAUAUCCUGCUUGCAAAAUGUACCAAGUAGUUUUAGAGUUUAUAGAACACAGGCCCUUCCACCCUUUCAGAUUGUUGAAUGAAAAUCAAAAGAUGAAUAUUUUCGCCUGCGUUUCAUGUUCAUAGAAAAGAAAAAGGGAAUUUGUAGACGCAGCUGAUAAAAAAAUAUCCUUUUUAUAUUGUAUCCUGCUUUGUAAAAUAUGCCUAGCUCGGAAGUUCUGGGUUCCGUACAUGCUAGCCAUUUUUGUUUAUGUUUGUGAAUAGAUUCAACUUAUUGUAUUACAAAUCUUGAAAACAAAAGAAGUAUGGCUUUUUUUUAGAUUUUC